CGCGCCGUGUAUAACGCGUACUGCAACCACGUACGUCAUCGUCCCUUCGAUCGCGAUCUAUUAUAAACAUAAUAAUAUUAUACGCACGCGUUACACUCGUAAUAAUUAUUUAAGUACGCUCGGCGAGUGCGAAGAUAACGAUGCGGUUAAACGCCACGCGACCAGGACCUUCGAGGCCAGUGUGAUCGGACGUGGUUGUUAGAAUUAUAAGUAUUAUUUUUUACCGGUUCCGUUUUUUUCUCUUCACGAGUUAAUAAGGAUUUGUGGACAUGAAGGUGUCCAGUGUCUUGUGUUUGAUGUUAAUGGCCCUGGACCCCGGGGUCCGGGGCGAUGACCUUAACGAUUUGUUGUCCGACAACUCUAGAUGCCCGUGGUUGUGUUCCUGCGAUCAGACAACGGCUGAUUGUUCCAGGAAAGGUUUGGACGAAGUGCCCAAGAACUUACCCUCCGAUAUCGAAAGACUAGACUUGCAGGGAAACAACAUUACGGUCAUAUCGUCUACUGACUUUGCCAACCUKACUAAUUUACGAGUCUUGCAAUUGUCGGACAAUCAAAUUCAUACGAUUGAGAAAGGAGCUUUUAAACAUCUUGAUCGAUUGGAACGAUUACGAUUAAACGGCAACGAGCUCAGCGAAGUGCCCGAUUUGGUGUUCUACAACAACCCGCAGCUUUCUAGACUUGAUCUGAGCCAUAAUCGGUUGCUGUUCGUCGGGAAGAGCAUGUUGAAGGGUGCUCAAGCUUUAAGAACUUUGCUAAUGGACAACAACCGUAUYCUGUGCAUUGACGAGCACGCCAUCAAAGGACUCAAAGACCUAGAAAUACUAACUCUAAACAACAACAGCCUGACUACGCUGCCUCCGGGACUGUUUUCUGACCUAUACCGCCUGCGAAACAUCCGGCUGUCCGAUAACAAGUUCCAGUGCGACUGUAAGCUCGAUUGGUUGUACCAACAAUGGUUACCUAGGAUUCCUAGACUAGGAUCGUCGACUCACUGUCACGGGCCAUCGAAUAUGGCUGGUCUGCCACUGGCCGAUAUGCAUAAACACCACAUGCAGUGCGACGGCGAUUUCGACGGGGAAACUGUGGAMUGUGGUCCUGGCGUCGAAGACCAAAAGUCCUCAUGCCCGCAUCCAUGUUCAUGUGAAGAGGGGGGCAUCGUGAAUUGCAGGGAGAAGUCGUUGACCAAGGUGCCAACCAAAUUGCCCGAGGACAUCGUAGAACUGAGACUAGAACAAAAUCAAAUCACCGAAAUUCUCCCCAAAGCAUUCGUUAAAUACAAACGUCUGCGAAGAAUUGACCUCAGCAAAAACCAGAUAACAAAAAUAUCAGUGGACGCUUUUCAGGGUCUGAAGUCGUUAACAUCUCUAAUGCUGUACGGCAACAAAAUAAAAGACUUGCCCGGUGGGGUGUUCCACGGCCUCACUUCGUUGCAACUGUUGCUUUUGAACGCAAACGAAAUAUCGUGUAUACGAAGAGAUGCUUUCAGAGAUUUACACAGCGUCAAUUUGCUCUCACUGUACGAUAACAACAUUAAGUCUUUGGCAAAUGGAACCUUCGACUACAUGAGGAGUAUCCAAACUCUGCAUUUGGGUAGAAAUCCAUUUAGCUGCGACUGCAACUUGCGUUGGUUAUCAGAAUAUUUGCAUAAAAAUCCAAUAGAAACAUCCGCCGCUCGGUGCGAGUCACCGAAAAAGUUGCAAAAACGAAGAAUAGAUGGCUUGAGUCAUGACAAAUUCAAGUGUCUAGAUGACAUGAAAUCUAAAACCUCCGAUUGUUUGUCUGAUGUCCCAUGCCCAUCGAACUGUUCCUGCGAAGGUACAGUUGUCGAUUGUUCAGGAAGAUCGUUAACUGAAAUACCAAAAGACAUACCAAUUUACACCACUGAAUUACUUAUGAAUGACAAUGAAAUCGGAAAAAUCAAGUCUGACGGUCUGUUUGGUCGGUUGCCUCAUUUACAAAAAUUAGAAAUGAAAAGAAAUAUCAUUAGUAGCGUCGAAGCGAACGCUUUUGAAGGUGCCAUCAAAUUAUAUGAACUAAAUUUAUCAGAAAACAAAAUUCGACAAGUACACAACAAAAUGUUCAUUGGUCUUCACAAUCUCAAAAUUUUAACUUUGUUGAAUAACGAGAUUACGUGCGUUAUGCCUGGAUCUUUCGAUUAUCUACCAGCUCUCCGCACCCUAAACUUGCAGAUGAACCCUUUCAAUUGCAAUUGUCAUCUGGCUUGGUUUGCCGAAUGGCUAAAAAAACACGGGCUAAUUGCCGGAAGUCCCCGAUGCGCCGGGCCCGCUCGAGUGAUGGACGUCCCUAUUCACGAUUUACCUUCAUACGAAUUCAAAUGCUCCGGUGACAACGAUCAGGGUUGUCUUGGUGACAACUAUUGUCCUCCAAAGUGCACGUGYAUUGGAACCGUAGUCCGAUGUACAAGGRCGAAGCUAGUCGAGAUACCAAAAAAUAUUCCUGCCGAGACCUCCGAGUUGUAUUUGGACGUAAACGAAAUUACUUCGAUUAAAGUCGACAGGCUCAAUCAUCUCAAAUCGCUUACUAGAUUGGAUUUAAGUAAUAACCAUUUAACAGUUUUAUCAAACAACACGUUUUCUCAGUUAUCAAAAUUAUCCACUCUACUCUUGGGAUACAACAAGUUACAAUGUCUGGAAAAAAAUUCACUAUCUGGCCUUAAAUCGUUGAGAAUCAUUUCGCUACAUGGAAAUAAUAUCUCAUUGAUACCAGAUGGUACAUUUUCCGGGCUCGACUCGAUUACUCAUUUAGGUAUCGGCUCCAACCCACUGUACUGUGAUUGCGGUCUACAGUGGUUAGCGGAAUGGAUUAAAAAAGAUUUCAUCGAGUCAGGUAUUGCCAGAUGUGCGGAACCCAUUUCCAUGAAGGACAAACUUCUACUAUCCACGCCCGUUUCAAGUUUCGUUUGCAAAGAACCGAUCGGCAAAGACAUCCUGUCCAAGUGUAACACGUGCUUCACCAACCCUUGUUCGAACGAAGGCUUCUGCGAGCCUUUACCUGAAAGACAAUACAAAUGUAGAUGCAAUCCCGGGUAUCAUGGUAAACAUUGUGAAAACAUGAUUGACGCGUGUUACGGUAAUCCGUGCAGGAACUCGGGAACUUGCAAACUGCUCGAAGAAGGUAGAUUCAGUUGUCAAUGCGCACCUGGUUUUACCGGAGAUCGAUGUGAAACUAAUAUCGACGACUGUUUGACCAACAAAUGCGAAAACAAUUCUACAUGCGUUGACCURAUUCAAGCGUAUGAGUGCCGUUGCCUACCGGGAUACACGGGUGAUUAUUGUCAAACAAAAAUACAGUUCUGUUCUAAAGACUUCAAUCCYUGUCAUAACGGAGCCAAGUGCGUCGAUCACAUUACCCAUUACGCUUGCGAAUGUCUACUUGGGUUUUCGGGUGACAACUGCACAGUAAACAACGAUGACUGCCAAAAUCACAUGUGCCAGAAUGGCGGUUUGUGCGUGGACGGCAUCAACGACUAUACAUGCAAAUGUGUCGGAGAAUAUACCGGCAAGUUCUGCGACAUUUCACCGAGUGUCGCACUCAUGUACCCGCAGACUUCGCCCUGUCAACACCACGAAUGCAAAAAUGGAAUAUGUUAUCAACCGAACGGUUCUACGAACGACUACUUAUGUAAAUGCGCUCCGGGGUACUCAGGCAAAAGGUGCGAAUAUCUGACAAGCUUGAGUUUUGUACAUAAUACUUCGUUCGUGGAAUUAGAGCCUUUGAGGACUAAGCCCGAGGCCAACGUGACUGUUGUGUUUACGACAACACAAGAAAAUGGAAUUUUGUUGUAUGACGGCCAUUCCGAACACUUGGCCGUUGAAUUAUUCAACGGGCGUAUUAGGGUCAGUUAUGACGUUGGAAAUUAUCCCGUUUCGACCAUGUAUAGUUUUGAAAUGGUCGCCGACGGUAAACAACACAUGGUCGAACUUUUGUCGAUAAGAAAAAAUUUCACACUAAGAGUCGACGGAGGUGUGGCCAGAUCGAUAAUCAACGAGGGGUCAAGAGAUUACUUGAGACUCACCUCGCCGUUGUACAUAGGUGGCACACCCCCAGAUCCCGGUGCCGAAGCCUUUAAUCAUUUUCAUUUAAGAAAUUUGACCAGUUUCAACGGGUGCAUGAAAGAACUUUGGGUGAACCACAAACUAGUGGACUUUAUGAACGCGGCACGUCAACAAAAAGUGACGCCCGGCUGUUCCCUACUCCAAGACGAAGAACAAAUGGUGGAAGAAGAAGGGGUGAAAUCGACGAGUGUAGUUGAACAAGAACAGAGCUCGACCAUGGUGGAUGAGGAGCAGAUGGAACCACAAGAAGGACCAAUUGAAGAAGACGAGGACGAAGAGGACGACGAAGAUGAGGACGAAGAUGAAGACCCUUGCUAUAAUAAUCAGUGCCAUAAGGGUAGCAAGUGUGAGCCCAAAGGGAUGAAAGAAUAUAUUUGCAAGUGCCAACCCGGUUKGUCGGGCAAGUACUGUACGCAAGGUCCCACGUGCAAGAAAGUACAGGUGCGGGAGUACUACACGGAGAACAACUGUCGGUCGAGAAAACCGCUGAAGAUGGCCAAGUGCGAGGGCGGCUGCGGGACGAGCUGUUGUCGGGCGCGCAAGACCAAGAAACGRAAGGUCCGGUUGAUAUGCAACGACGGUACGAGGUACACCAAAGACAUCGAGAUCAUACGCAAGUGCGCGUGCGCCAAAAAAUGCUAUUGACUACCAGGCCCCUCCACAGCACCACCGCCAACGCCGCCACCGCAGCUGACCACGCCGCGCACCGUCGUCGUUCUGCCCCACAUCUCCCGCGGGGUGCCCGUCGCCGACGUGAACCGCCGGCCGCGCCGCACCAGAUACCAUCAGCAGUCGACGCUUCGUCCACAGCGUAGCGCGUGGACCGAAGACGCGUUCGCGUACGUGACAGCGUACGCCGCCGUCUCCGUCACCGUCGAACUGUUGAUCGUCGUCAUCUGGUCGGUCAGCGUUUGUAUAUAUCUUCUUCUGCCGUAACCAACCCCUGCACCUUAGUAUUAUUAUUAUUAUUAUUAUCGUCGUCGUCGUCGUCGUCGUCGUCAUUACUCUAUCAAUAUCUCCAGAGCUGGGCGAGUUAAUGAUUGUUUUUAACUCAUUCAAAUUAAGAACAUUUUAAAAGCUAAUACACAUUUUACCUUAAUUUAUAUUUUUAUAACACUGGCCUUAUUAAUUACUUUAACUACUCAAAACUAUUCCUUAAUUGUUUCUAUAUAGCACUAAAUUUAAGUGUUUGGUCAUGAAAAA
Messenger RNA from Diuraphis noxia (Russian wheat aphid), 5279 nucleotides. It is a transcript of the gene sli, whose product is annotated as slit guidance ligand. Gene Ontology annotation, biological process: axon guidance. The record is from RefSeq and is a predicted model, not a curated record. NCBI's taxonomy places the organism in Eukaryota, Metazoa, Arthropoda, Insecta, Hemiptera, Aphididae. Gene Ontology annotation, molecular function: heparin binding; Roundabout binding; calcium ion binding.